Antechinus flavipes (yellow-footed antechinus) is the source of this 6637-nucleotide messenger RNA. It is a transcript of the gene RASGRF2, whose product is annotated as Ras protein specific guanine nucleotide releasing factor 2. The record is from RefSeq and is a predicted model, not a curated record. Gene Ontology annotation, molecular function: guanyl-nucleotide exchange factor activity; protein binding. The transcript has 27 exons. The coding region runs from base 755 to 4477 and encodes 1240 amino acids. Lineage: Eukaryota; Metazoa; Chordata; Mammalia; Dasyuromorphia; Dasyuridae. Gene Ontology annotation, cellular component: plasma membrane. Gene Ontology annotation, biological process: positive regulation of GTPase activity; Ras protein signal transduction.
UUCCUUUAAUUCUCCCCCAGCCAGAUGAGCAGGCAGAAGGAUAAACCCUGAGCAGAGGCAGCGCCAGCGCAGUCCGAGAGAGAGGAGGGGACUGGACUGCACAGGACAGAGUGAGGGCUUCUCAACCUCGUCGACUUUGCUCUUUAAAUUGGUCUCAAAGCCGAUUACAGCUGAUCUCCCACGUGACGUUUUACCUUCUGUCUCCCCUAGAGCGAAUUGCUCGUGUACAAUCCUCCUUGGGCUGAUGUGCGUCUCCCCAGACAGACUCCGUUGCGGUUUGGGGAACGAACUUUUUUGGGGGGCGUGGGGUAAGAAGACUGCUGCUGGGAGGGCCGGGCGGAGUCUGUAGGAGGCUCUGGCCGCAGACAGCUGGGCCUCCUGGAGAGCCCAGAGGUCCCUCUUGCCCUAGCCCGGGGACUGAAGCCGCGACUGCAGCAGCUACAACAAACAGCAGCAUUGAGAACGGGAGAGCACCCUUGACGCCAGUGCCCGAGGGGAGGCCCGGGCACCGGCCAUCCCCCGAGGGUCGAGUGGCCUCGGGGAGGCUAAGGGGCUCCCAGUUCCCCAGGGAAGAACAGAGGAGCCACUGGCCGCACUGCACCCCUACGCGGGGAAGCAGAAAGCGGCUUGGAGCCGUCCCCUCGGGGGUGGAGUGGGGGAGCUUUCACAGAUAUGCCGGGGGGCUCCCCGAGCUAGGGGCCCGCCGAGGACGCGAGCCCCCCAACCCACAGGCCGGCCCGGGCCCCCCUUCGCAAUGCAGAAGAGCGUGCGCUACAACGAGGGGCACGCCCUGUACCUGGCCUUCCUGGCCCGCAAGGAGGGUACGAAGCGUGGCUUCUUGAGCAAGAAGGCGGCCGAGGCGAGCCGCUGGCACGAGAAGUGGUUUGCUCUCUACCAAAAUGUGCUCUUCUACUUCGAAGGAGAGCAGAGCGGCCGGCCCGCCGGCAUGUACCUGCUGGAGGGCUGCAGCUGCGAGCGGACGCCCGCCCCGCCCAAGGCGGCGUCUGGGGCCGUGGGUGGCAAGGACUCUUUGGAUAAACAGUAUUACUUCACUGUUCUCUUUGGUCAUGAAGGUCAGAAGCCACUAGAGCUCCGAUGUGAAGAGGAACAUGAGGGUAAGGAGUGGAUGGAUGCCAUUCAUCAAGCCAGUUAUUCAGACAUUCUGAUUGAGAGAGAAGUGUUAAUGCAGAAGUACAUCCAUCUAGUUCAGAUCGUAGAGACAGAAAAAAUUGCAGCUAACCAACUCCGACAUCAGCUUGAGGAUCAAGACACUGAAAUUGAAAGGCUUAAAUCAGAGAUUAUUGCUCUUAAUAAAACCAAGGAACGAAUGCGACCAUAUCAGGGCAACCAGGAAGAUGAAGAUCCGGACAUCAAAAAGAUUAAAAAGGUUCAAAGCUUUAUGCGAGGAUGGUUAUGUAGAAGAAAAUGGAAAACUAUUGUUCAGGAUUAUAUUUGUUCUCCCCAUGCUGAAAGUAUGAGAAAGAGAAACCAGAUUGUUUUCAAUAUGGUUGAGGCUGAGUCAGAAUAUGUACAUCAGUUGUAUGUUCUUGUUAACUGUUUCCUUCGCCCUUUAAGAAUGGCUGCGAGCUCAAAAAAACCUCCAAUUACCCAUGAUGAUGUCAGCAGUAUUUUCCUCAAUAGUGAAACAAUCAUGUUCCUCCAUGAAAUAUUUCAUCAAGGAUUAAAGGCAAGGAUUGCUAAUUGGCCUACUUUAAUUUUAGCUGAUCUAUUUGAUAUUCUACUACCGAUGCUUAAUAUUUAUCAAGAAUUUGUUCGCAAUCAUCAGUACAGUCUUCAAGUGCUAGCCAAUUGUAAGCAAAACAGAGAUUUUGACAAACUCUUGAAACAGUAUGAAGCCAAUCCUGCCUGUGAGGGGAGAAUGCUGGAAACUUUUCUGACCUAUCCUAUGUUUCAGAUACCCCGGUAUAUUAUAACACUCCAUGAACUGCUUGCUCAUACUCCUCAUGAACAUGUGGAAAGGAAGAGUCUGGAAUUUGCAAAAUCAAAACUAGAAGAACUCUCAAGGAUUAUGCAUGAUGAAGUGAGUGAUACUGAGAACAUCCGGAAAAACCUUGCCAUAGAAAGAAUGAUAGUGGAAGGCUGUGAUAUAUUGUUAGACACCAGCCAGACUUUUAUUCGACAAGGUUCUCUCAUUCAAGUCCCUUCAGUUGAGAGGGGGAAACUUAGUAAAGUUCGCCUGGGCUCAUUGUCUUUGAAAAAAGAAGGAGAAAGACAAUGCUUCUUAUUUACAAAACACUUUUUAAUUUGUACAAGAAGCUCAGGAGGAAAACUGCACCUACUCAAGACAGGCGGUGUUCUCUCUCUCAUAGAAUGCACCUUGAUUGAGGAGCCUGAUGCAAGUGAAGAUGAUUCAAAAGGUUCUGGGCAAGUAUUUGGACACUUGGAUUUUAAGAUUGUGGUGGAACCUCCAGAUUCUGCUCCUUUCACAGUUGUCUUGUUAGCGCCUUCUCGCCAAGAAAAAGCUGCCUGGACAAGUGAUAUAAGUCAGUGUGUUGACAACAUUCGGUGCAAUGGCUUAAUGACAAUAGUAUUUGAAGAAAAUUCCAAAGUGACUGUACCACAUAUGAUUAAGUCUGAUGCCCGUCUUCACAGGGAUGAUAAAGAUAUCUGCUUUAGCAAAACGUUAAACUCCUGCAAAGUGCCCCAGAUUCGCUAUGCCAGUGUGGAGAGACUUCUGGAGAGGUUGACAGACUUGCGUUUUCUCAGUAUUGACUUUCUCAACACUUUUCUGCAUACUUACCGUAUCUUCACCACAGCAGCCGUUGUCCUGGAGAAGCUGUCAGACAUAUACAAGAGACCUUUCACAUCCAUCCCUGUCAGGUCUUUGGAAUUGUUUUUUGCUACCAGUCAGAACAAUCGGAAUGAACAUCUGGCAGAUGGGAAGUCACCACAUCUUUGUCGAAAAUUUUCUUCUCCACCCCCAUUGGCUGUGUCCAGAACUUCUUCCCCUGUCAGAGCCAGAAAGCUGUCGUUGACAUCCCCCCUGAACUCAAAAAUUGGAGCUCUCGACCUAUCUGCUUCUUCCACAACCAGCAGUCCAACUUCAACUUAUAGCCCUGCUACAUCCCCACCACCCCACACUGGUAAAGUACCAUUGGAUCUUAGCAGAGGCCCUUCUCCAGAACAAAGCCCUGGAUCUCUAGAAGAGAAUUUAGAUAACCCCCGCAUGGAUCUGUGUAACAAGCUAAGACGAAAUAUUCGAAGAGCAGCAGUUCUAGAAACAGUAUCUGGGGAUCGAACAGUAUCUGAAAGUACUCCAGCCGUGGACAUAGCUGAACUUUCACCAUGCCGAUCACCUUCGACUCCUAGACAUUUACGAUACCGUCCAUCUGGAGGACAGACAGCUGAUAAUACCCACUGCUCUGUUUCCCCUGCCUCUGCUUUUGCUAUUGCAACCGCUGCUGCGGGACAUGGGAGUCCACCAGGAUUUAACAACAGUGAGAGAACCUGUGAUAAAGAGUUCAUAAUACGCAGAACAGCCACCAAUCGAGUACUGAAUGUUCUCCGUCACUGGGUCUCAAAGCAUUCACAGGAUUUUGAACUCAACAAUGAACUAAAGAUGAAUGUCCUAAAUUUGCUGGAGGAAGUCUUGAGAGACCCAGACCUUCUACCCCAAGAAAGGAAAGCCACAGCCAAUAUACUGAGGGCUCUCUCUCAAGAUGAUCAAGAUGAUACUCACAUCAAAAUGGAGGAUAUAAUCCAAAUGAUUGACUGUCCUAAAGCAGAAUGUUUUGAAACCCUGUCAGCCAUGGAACUUGCUGAACAGAUUACCCUGUUAGAUCACAUAGUGUUCAGGAGCAUCCCCUAUGAAGAAUUUCUUGGGCAGGGUUGGAUGAAAUUGGAUAAAAAUGAAAGAACACCCUACAUUAUGAAAACCAGCCAGCACUUUAAUGAUAUGAGUAACCUUGUGGCCUCCCAGAUAAUGAAUUAUGCUGAUGUCAGCUCCCGGGCUAAUUGCAUUGAGAAAUGGGUUGCUGUUGCAGAUAUCUGUCGAUGCAUGCACAACUACAAUGGAGUAUUGGAGAUCACCUCAGCCUUAAACAGAAGUGCAAUCUACAGGCUGAAGAAAACUUGGGCCAAAGUCUCAAAACAGACAAAAGCUCUUAUGGACAAACUUCAGAAGAUUGUAUCUUCAGAAGGAAGAUUUAAAAAUCUCAGAGAAACACUCAAAAACAAUUGUAACCCGCCUGCAGUCCCUUACCUUGGAAUGUAUCUAACUGAUCUGGCGUUUAUUGAAGAAGGAACACCAAACUUUACUGAGGAAGGCCUUGUGAAUUUUUCAAAAAUGAGAAUGAUCUCACACAUUAUCAGGGAGAUACGCCAAUUCCAGCAGACUUCCUACAGGAUAGAUCACCAGCCAAAGGUCACUCAAUACUUGCUGGACAAAACUCUCAUCAUAGAUGAGGAUACACUAUAUGAGCUGUCACUAAAGAUUGAACCUCGACUCCCUGCUUGAAGAGCUAGCUUUGCCCCUGAAUCUACAGAGAUCAUCCAUGUGAAGAGACCAAACUGUGCCUGCCAUGCCUGCACAAUGGGUGGGGAAGGGAUGAGAUUUCAAGCUCCAUUCUCCUCUGACAAAAACUGGGGCUCCCAGAAAUUGUCUCAAGCCAGGAGAACAGAGCUGUUUAGGGUGCAAGCCAAUGCUUCAGACUUGGGCAGGAGGUUGGCAAAGUUCUUACUUUCAAAGCUAGAACAGUAUUUGCCUUUUAAAAGAAGGCCUGAAUAGAGAAAGAAGGCCUUCGUCACGCUGAGUGGCGGGUGCUAAUUUCAUGGAGGUAAUCAAGGAGGCAAAUCUGACUGCCAUGUUCCAUUAAGAAUAUGUAAGCAGAAAAAGAGAAAGAGAUGUUUCUCUGGCAUGUUAUUUCACAGGGAACAUCUACUAACUCAACCUUAGGUAUAUAUGCUUUCAUUACAUUCACUUUCAAAUCAGUAAGAACUUCACAGAAAAUUGUAAUCACCUUAGAUGGGAGCUGCCCAGCCCCUAAACUGUUUCCGUUUUAUAGCAUGUGCACUGUUUCAAAUGUAUGGAUCAAUAUUUAUAUUUAAGUAAUCUAAUGUUCUGAAUUCAUCUUUUCAGUCUUUGGGCAGCUGUACAGGAAAAUAAAGGUGGGGGUGAGGAGCACAGGGGACAAAAGAUGAAAUAAACUUGACUUUAUAGAUGUUGUCCUUAGACCCACAGAAUUGCUUCUAGUACAAGUCCGAAGCCCAGUUUAUUUCUUGGGAUCCACUCUCUGUUAGAGUGGCAGGUUCCAGAUUGCUAAAAAAGCAAGGGAUUGUCCCAAGUCUCAGUCAUCUGCUUGACUUCUCCAGGAUCAGGUGCUCUGCAUGCUGGCUGAUUCUAUUGUCAGCUCGGACACCUGCUCUUGACUACUGUUACCCUGAAAUCUCUUCUUUUCCAUUUUUCCUCUCAUAACCCCAUUGGGGGAGCUGCUAAUCAAGCCUGAAAGGCAAUAAGUUCCUACAAGAAGACUGCAGGAAUGGUGUGUUAAAACUUUUAAAAGCAAGUAUUUGCUUUAAAAAAAACAUUGUCUCUGCUUAACAUUCACUCUGCUUGUUUUUUGUAUUUCUACUCUAGUAAUGUGGGAUUUGCUCUGGUAAUGACCCUUUUUGUUUUUAAAGGCAAUUGAUUAUGAGCAUCUAUAACCAGAAAAGUAUUUUUGAAUAAUGUUUUAAAAGUCCCGUGCUACCACGUGGUAGCAGGUGAAAUCCCCUGCAACAUUUCUAGUCUUCUUCCAGGGAGAACAGGUCUCAUCUGGCAUCCCUGUUGCCCUUAGGAAAACUGAUAGAGGUUAUACUUAAGCUUACUUUUCCCAAAACUAGCUGAUAAGCUAGUGAAGAAAUAAGACUUUGUUAUUGUUUACCUCCAUUCUUUUCUUAGGAAGACUGCUGUUGAAUUUAAUUCCAAAGGAAAAGAAAGAAAGAGAGAAAGAUAUUGUUAUACUAGCCCUUUGCAUCUGAGGUAUCUCUAAAAGUCAUGAAGCUUAUUAAUGCUGACAAUGAAGAAUUGAUCUUUCAGGCUUGACUUUUUCCUCUUUAUUUGCACUUUAAUUAUGUUGCUAGAGCUAACAGCUGUCCAAUAAAUUCCACUCAUAGUCUCUUAAGACCUGUGGAAGGGCUAACAUUGAAGGUGCACCUUUUGUGGCAGUGAAUAUCAACAUGUUUUCUGUACCUCAAGGGGGCCAUCUCUGUAAAUAACUGCAUAACAAAACAUGAAAUAAGUACUAGCAACUUAAUUUAAAAUCUUUGAAGACCUUUCCAGAAGCAUCUUCAGUAGUUCUGAAUUAACAAGCACGAUAAUAUUAUAUCUGAGAAGGGUCAUUUAGAGAUGUUAUUUUUCUUUUAAGAAAAAAAAUUGCUUGUCCUUUAUAGUAUGAAAUAAGAGGCUAAUGCAUCCUGAUGCAUGAUAAGAAGCAUGGGUUCUUUGGAUCACAAUAAUAUGCAACUGUAUAGUUCAUUUAUCAAUUGUGCAUAAUGCAGAACUUGAAAUUAACAACUGUCAACUGUAUACAGUACCACAAAGUCUGCAGUGGACAAAGAAAAAAAAAGUAAAUUGUCCUUUUUUUGAUUAGAAGCCUACUCUUGCUACGAGAGAGAGAGAGAGAGAGAGAGAGAGAGA